AAACAAGAAGCUUAAGCUAACUUAGAAUCCUUCGCGGUUUUUAUCCCCCUCUCUCUCUACAAAAAUCUGCAUAUCUAUUUAUCUAAACGUCGUCGCUUAAUUAACUUGAAGCUUUGAAGCGGUUUCCCGGCAUCGGAAAACCACUCAUUAUCUCAGCUCUCAUGUUUUCCUAGUUUAAAAAUGGGAUGCGUUCAUGGCAAGGCCACAACUUCCGGAGACCGACGACGGAGUCGUUCAUCCGCCGCAGGAUCUUCAAAUCGUGACCGGAGCUCCGAUGAACCUUCUGUUACAGUUAAUGAGUCUGUUAAUGCUGUUACAAGGACUAAGAAGGAAAGGCAGAGAGCUAAAACCGCCGGUGAUUUACACGUGGAGGUUUUCCCGGCGGAUAAACGGAUUCCAAGGUCGCAAUCGCCGGCGGCUACUCUUAGAUAUGAGCAGGGAUGGCCGUCUUGGUUAAUGGCGGUCGCCGGUGACGCCAUCGGUGAUUGGACUCCUCGGCGAGCUAACACCUUUGAGAAGCUUGAGAAAAUUGGGCAAGGUACGUAUAGCAAUGUAUACAAGGCAAGGGAUCUAAUAACAGGAAAGAUUGUGGCUUUAAAAAAAGUAAGAUUUGAUAAUUUAGAGCCCGAGAGUGUUAAAUUUAUGGCCAGAGAGAUUCUUGUUUUGAGAAGAUUAGAUCAUCCUAAUGUGCUUAAGCUUGAAGGUUUGGUUACUUCAAGAAUGUCUUGUAGUCUUUAUUUGGUUUUUGAGUAUAUGGAUCAUGAUCUCUCAGGACUCGCUGCUCGCCAAGGAGUCAAGUUUAGUGAGGCUCAGGUCAAGUGCUACAUGAAGCAAUUGCUAGCUGGCAUUGAGCACUGCCACCGUCAAGGUGUCUUGCAUCGGGACAUCAAGGGUUCCAAUCUGCUUAUUGAUAAUGAAGGGGUUCUAAAAAUUGCUGAUUUUGGACUGGCGACUUUCUUUGAUCCUGAUCGAAAAGUUCCCAUGACCAGUCGAGUUGUGACCCUUUGGUACCGUCCUCCUGAGCUUCUUCUGGGAGCUACCUAUUAUAGUGUUGGUGUUGACCUUUGGAGUGCUGGCUGCAUUUUGGCAGAGCUACUUGCUGGGAAGCCAAUAAUGCCUGGUCGUACAGAGGUUGAACAACUUCACAAGAUAUUUAAGUUAUGCGGCUCCCCAUCCGAGGAAUACUGGAAGAAAUCGAAACUUCCUAAUGCAACGCUGUUUAAACCUCAGCAGCCGUAUAAACGCUGUUUAUCAGAAACCUUCAAGGAUUUUCCUCCUUCUUCACUACCUCUGAUGGAAAGUCUUCUUUCAAUUGAUCCCGAUAAUCGUGGCACUGCCACUUCAGCUCUAAAUAGAGAAUUCUUUACUACUGAGCCUCUUGCUUGUGAGCCAUCAAGUUUACCCAAGUAUCCUCCUAGUAAAGAAAUGGAUGUGAAGUUGAGAGAAGAGGAAGCAAGAAGGCAAAAAGGCCUAAGCGGAAAAUCAAAUGCUGUUGAUGGUGCUAGAAGAGUUAGAACUCGCGAUCGGGUUGGUAGGGCCGUUCCAGCCCCAGAAGCCAAUGCAGAAAUGUCAUCAAAUUUAGAUAGAUUGAGAGUGAUGGCUCAAGGAAACCCUAAGAGCAAGAGUGAGAAAUUUCCACCACCUCAUCAGGAUGCAGCAGUCGGACAUCAUAUAGAUUCAUCACAUAAAGGCCCUGUAUCAUUUGGUGCAACUGAUACUUCUUUUAACUCGUCUAUAUUCGAUUCAAAAUCUUCAUCAUCCAUUAAAAGUGCGGAGGCUGUCGGGGGCCCUUCCGGAAGAAGAAAAAACAAUAAGGAAGAUCCCAAGAUGGCUCCAUCGCGGAAGUUCAUCCGUCAAUUUAAUCAGUCCUCAAUAGGACUAUCAUUGGAUCUGUUAUUCAAGGGUAAAUCUGAGGUUUUUGGCAGCCGGAGGUAGAGAAAGAAGUUGUUAUGUUGCAAAUUUUUUUCUUCAAUUAGAUGCUCAAUUUUCGUGGUGGGGCUUCAAUAUUUUUGGUUAUUUCCCAUAUUUAAUUAUUGUUCUCAUUUAUUAUAUAAAUAUUGGGUGUAUAAUCCACGCAACAGAGGUCCCAGUGACUGUGUAUAAUCUGCCACUUCUCUUGUACAGCUAUUUUAAGAAGCAAGUGCUUCUUCAAGUCAGAAUGAAAGUGGUUUUGCUCCAA
This is a messenger RNA of Mercurialis annua (annual mercury), 2179 nucleotides long. Its product is annotated as probable serine/threonine-protein kinase At1g54610. Gene Ontology annotation, biological process: positive regulation of transcription elongation by RNA polymerase II; protein phosphorylation. The record is from RefSeq and is a predicted model, not a curated record. NCBI's taxonomy places the organism in Eukaryota, Viridiplantae, Streptophyta, Magnoliopsida, Malpighiales, Euphorbiaceae. Gene Ontology annotation, molecular function: cyclin-dependent protein serine/threonine kinase activity; ATP binding; RNA polymerase II CTD heptapeptide repeat kinase activity. Gene Ontology annotation, cellular component: cyclin-dependent protein kinase holoenzyme complex; nucleus. The transcript is spliced from 7 exons. The coding region runs from base 181 to 1935 and encodes 584 amino acids.